CUGGUGGUUUCCAUUCGUCGUUUGUGUGGAAUGAAUUCAGACUGAGGAGGAGAAGAGGAGUGAAAGAAAGCAGAGAAAAACACAAGAAGAAGAGGGAGAGCAGCAUCAGAAGGUCAAAGGUCACUGACAUCAGCCUGUGAUUGACAGCUGGCAAUCACCUGAUCGGAACCGAUCAGGAGACAGAAAACAACCUUCGCCAUGGAGGAGUGACGGACAGGUGAGACACCUUUUGAUCAGGGUCAACGGCCAUGAUGGCGUCCAUCAGAGGGCAAACAGGAAGUCUGAACCUGCUUCACUUUCUGUUAGGUGUGUUCCUGGUUCGUCCCGAAGGGGGCAUCUGUCUGGAGCUGCUGCCGUCAGCCUCUGAAGUUAUCCUGAACUCAAACUCGAACUUCACUGUGGUGUGUUGGGGGUGGAGUCAAGUGACAUGGCGGUUACCUCAGGGCUCUGAGAUAGAUAGGGUUGUUGUGGAGAAUCGUGGGUCCAGCAGCGUCCUGCAGCUCUUUAAUGUCACCUGGAGGAAUUCGGGGAGAUACACCUGUGAGGAAGCUUCAGCCUUUCAGAGCAGAGAGAUUGACAUCUUCAUACCUGGACAAGGUCCAGAUGAAUGGUUCGUCCCAUUGGGGCCAGCUGUGGUGAUGAAGGAGGCAGAGGAAGAUACCAUCCCCUGCGUGGUGUCCGACCCACGGCUCAAUGUCUCACUGUAUGAACGUCCCGGCAGGAUGCCGGUUACUGGGACGACAUAUGAGCCAGGCCGCGGCUUCACAGGUCGUCUGAAUGACACGUCAUACGUGUGCUUGGCCACCCACGGAGACGAGGAGAGGGAGUCCAAGGUUUACUACGUCUUCAGCAUUUUAGUUCCUACGGUGAUGGAGGUUGAUCUGACGGUGUCCCGCAGUGUGUUGAAACAGGGGGAGGUUCUCACUGUAAACUGCACUGUCAAAGACACUGAGAUGGUCUUCUUCUCCUGGGACUUCCCCCGCAGACAGGAAGUCGAGCCGCUGACAGACUUUCUUCCAAAUCGGAUCCGGUCCCUCAUUAACAUCUCCAGGGCAACGGUGGCAGAUUCUGGUGUGUAUGUGUGUGCAGUAGAGGAGACGAUGCAGGGAAAAACUGUGACGAAAAACAUCACAGUGACAGUACUGGAUCGAGGGUACGUCUACCUGUGGCCCUCAGGUGAGACCAACGUGUCGUCUCUCCUCCACCACACAGUGGAGUUCAGUGUGGAAGUCGACGCCCACCCCGCCCCCACCAUCCUCUGGACCAAAGACAACCAGACUGUUGCCACGGAAACUACCUCUAUUACCACCACACAUCUGACAGGUAGCAGGUAUGUGAGCACACUGACACUGGUUCGAGUCCAGAUGGAUCAGACAGGAAGUUACACAGCAACCGUUUCCAAUGAAGACGACGUUGACGAGGUCAUCUUCAACCUAGAGGUCAAAGCUCCCCCCAGGAUCACAUCUCUGUCGGAGGUCGGCAGUAAGGCGGUGCUGUGUGUCAGCGAAGGAGCUCCACCCCCCUCUGUCACUUGGUACACCUGUCACAGCACACACAGGUGCAGUAAUCUGACAGGCAGAUGGAGGAGCCUAUCAGCAGCCUCGGAGGGCGUGUCUCUGCAGGACAACAUCACUGAGGUGGAGGAAAGAGGAGUAACCCAGGUACGCAGCCUGUUGACUUUACAGGCUCUUAGCUCUCUGUCAGCUGUUCGCUGUGAAGCCAAAAACUCUGCAGGACGACGAGCCAGAGACCUCCGAGUACUGUCCACCUCUCUCCUGUCUCAGGUUGUAGUAUUAGCGGCAGUUUUGGUUCUGGUCAUCAUCACCGUCUUCUUCCUCAUCAUCCUCAUCCUACUUUGGAGAAAAAAACCUCGUUAUGAAUUUCGUUGGAAGGUGAUCGAGUCUGUGAGUGCUGAUGGACAGCAGUACACCUACCUCAACCCUGCCCACCUGCCCUACAACUCCACCUGGGAAAUACCACGAGACAACGUAGUACUAGGUCAGGUGCUGGGUUCAGGUGCAUUUGGUCGUGUCGUCGAGGCGAAUAUCUCUGGUCUGAUUCACUCUCAUUCUACAACUAAAGCAGCUGUGAAGAUGGUCAAACCGAGCAGCGUUGCAGUUCAGUCUUUGAUGUCAGAGUUGAAGGUUUUGGUUCAUCUUGGUCCUCACCUGAAUGUCGUCAACCUGCUGGGAGCCUGCACGAGAGGAGGCCCUGUCUAUCUGAUCACUGAGUUCUGUCGUCAUGGAGACCUGGUGAACUACCUGCAGAGGAACAAACACACCUUCCUACAGAGUGACACACACACCAAAAGUGACAGUGAUGGAGGUUAUAUGGACAUGAAUAAAGAGGAGAGCGCUCAGUAUGUCGCCAUGCAGAAGCUCAACUAUGCCAUCACCGAAGCCACGGUGUAUGAGACACCAUACACACCACCAGACCAGCAGGAGGCAUCCCCUCUCCUCUUAAGUGACUCUCCGCUCCUCAGCCUCAAUGACCUCCUAAGCUUCUCCUACCAGAUCUCUCAGGCCAUGGACUUCUUCUCCUCCAGAAAUUGUGUCAACAGAGACCUGGCAGCGAGGAACGUCCUGGUCUGUGAGGGGAAGCUGGUCAAGAUCUGUGACUUUGGUUUGGCCCGAGACCUGAUGAAAGAUCAGGACUACAUCACCAGGGAAAACAGCUUCCUGCCGGUCAAGUGGCUGUCUCCAGAGAGUAUCUUCCAGAACAUUUACAACUCUCAGAGCGACGUCUGGUCAUACGGAAUCUUACUGUGGGAGAUAUUCUCUCUGGGUGGAAGCCCGUACCCCGACCUCCCCAUGACCCAGGACUUUUACUCUGCUCUGAAGAGAGGAUACAGGAUGACCCGACCUGAACACGCUCCACAUGACAUCUUUGAGCUUAUGAAACAGUGCUGGGAGGAGAAACCUCAGUCCAGACCUUCUUUCUCCUCGCUGGUCACCUCUGUAGGAAGCUUGUUGACAGACGACUACAACAAGCGUUACCUCCAGCUGACAGACAACUUCCUGAAAGGUGAAAAUCCAGCUGUUGUUCGAUCCAGACUGAGUUUAUCCAGAGCUGCAUUGCAUCAGACAGAGGGACAGACAGACACACACGGAAGCUCCGCCCCUCAGGGGAAUAUUCACCUGUCGGAGGCGGAGCCAGAUGAGGCAGGCCCCUCCCAUGGUACUUACAUCAUCCCCAUCGCUGAUGUCACCAUAGAAUCGAGCAGCGGCACUGUGCUGGACGCAGUCAGCCCACACCCUCACCUCUCAGAUCUUACCCCCGACUCCACCUCUCAGGAUGCACCAGGACAACAGGAAGUGGCAUCAUCGGAGGGUAAACAGAAAGCAGUGGAACCACCUGCUUCAGCCUGCAGUCGUGAGGAAGAGGAGGAGAGCUGCCUGUGAAGGUUCCAGAUACAUGACAGACAGAGCAGAUCUUUUCAUCAACCCACUAGUCCUGCCAAAUUCUUCCUGACAGACGGAGCAGAGGGUUCAUAUAAUGCCUGCGUCUGUUGACCCAUUCAUUCAUAAAAACAUCAUCACUUCAUGUACAGGUAACCAUGGCUUAUUUUCCCCUCAGUACUGACUGUAAGGCUGCCAGAAGAAACAUGCUUUAGCCUUGUUAAAACUACGUUCGACUCCACAAACAGGAAACAGAUGUUAUUCCUGUUUAAAUGAAAGUAUCUAUAUUAUGAAACGGUUGACUGUACAGCAGGUCCUGGAUCAGAUUUACAACUUUAUAAUCCUUCAUUUAUCCUCUGUAUAACUCUGAAUUAACCUGAAGUGUUUGUGUAUAUCUGUGUUUUCUGCUUUGUGUUUAUUGAAAUUACUUUUAGAUUUUUUUUUACACAAAAUGUUCUGAUUCAGAACUAAAGCUCGCUAUUAAAAUAUAUUAAUAAACAAAGUCCAGCAGUUAAUCUGAGUUUGUUUCAGAUGUUUUAAAUCAAACUGCAGCCCAGUAAGUUUAAAGGUUUUCAUCAGUGAAUUUGAACUUUAUAGAGGGUUUAUAGACUGUAAAUAAUGACUUUAUUAUUAUGAUUUAUUACACAUACACAGUCCUG
Molecule: messenger RNA, 4057 nt
Organism: Xiphias gladius (swordfish)
Lineage: Eukaryota; Metazoa; Chordata; Actinopteri; Istiophoriformes; Xiphiidae
Product: platelet-derived growth factor receptor beta-like
Exons: 28
Coding region: 249-3401 (1050 amino acids)
Biological process (GO): positive regulation of kinase activity; protein phosphorylation; multicellular organism development
Cellular component (GO): signaling receptor complex
Molecular function (GO): platelet-derived growth factor binding; ATP binding; platelet-derived growth factor beta-receptor activity
Source: RefSeq, a predicted model, not a curated record